This is a messenger RNA of Haliaeetus leucocephalus (bald eagle), 1971 nucleotides long. It is a transcript of the gene PCSK9, whose product is annotated as proprotein convertase subtilisin/kexin type 9. Gene Ontology annotation, molecular function: serine-type endopeptidase activity. The record is from RefSeq and is a predicted model, not a curated record. The transcript is spliced from 12 exons. Gene Ontology annotation, biological process: proteolysis. Bases 1 to 1971 code for a protein of 656 amino acids. NCBI's taxonomy places the organism in Eukaryota, Metazoa, Chordata, Aves, Accipitriformes, Accipitridae.
AUGGCCCCGCGGGCGCUGGUGCUGGUGCUGGCGCUGGUGCUGGCACGGGCAGCGGCGGAGCUGGCAGAGGAGCUGAUGCUGGCCCUGGGGGAGGCCGAGGAGGAGGAGGCAGCCGCCCUCGGGGCCGUCCCCUCGGGGCACGCUGCCUUCCAGCGUGCUGCUAAGGCGUCGUGGCGGCUGCCCGGGCACUACGUGGUGGUGCUGCGGGCAGGUCGUGACCAAGCCGAGGUGCGAGGCACGGCGCGGCGGCUGCAGGCCCGGGCUGCUCGGCGGGGAUACCUGACCGAACUGCUGCACGUCUUCCACCUCCUGCCCGCCUUCCUGGUGAAGAUGAGCAGCGACGUCCUGGACACGGCGCUGAAGCUGCCGCACGUGGAGUACGUCGAGGAGGACUCUUAUGUCUUUGCCCAGAGCAUCCCCUGGAACUUGGGCAGGAUUGUGCCGCCACAGCCCAGCUCGGGCGCCUACAGCCCUCCCAAUAAAGGUGACCUGGUGGAGAUUUACCUGCUGGACACCAGCGUGCAGAGCACCCAUCGGGAGAUCGAGGGCAGGGUGCUCGUGACCGACUUCGAGAGCAUCCCCGAGGAGGAUGGCACCCGCUUCCACAGGCAGGCCAGCAAGUGUGACAGCCAUGGGACCCACACGGCCGGGGUGCUGAGCGGACGCGACGCUGGCGUGGCCACGGGCGCCAACAUCCGCAGCCUCCGCGUGCUGAACUGCCAGGGGAAGGGCACCGUCAGCGGGACCCUCAUCGGUCUGGAGUUUAUCAAGGCGACGCUGGAGGCUCAGCCCCGCGCGCCGCCGGUGGUCCUGCUGCCCUUCGCCGGCGCCUACAGCCGUGUGCUCAACGCCGGCUGUCGGCGGAUGGCGCGGAUGGGGGCGGUGAUGGUCGCGGCUGCCGGUAACUACAAGGACGAUGCCUGCCUGUACUCGCCAGCAUCCGAGCCGGAGGUCAUCACGGUCGGCGCCACCAACAGCGAGGACCAGCCCGCCUCCAUCGGCACCCUGGGCACCAACUUUGGCCGCUGCGUGGAUCUGUUCGCCCCGGGGGACGACAUCAUCGGCGCCUCCAGCGACUGCAGCACGUGCUUCACGGCGCAGAGCGGGACGUCGCAGGCGGCCGCCCACGUGGCAGGCAUCGCCGCCAUGCUGCUCAGCGCCGAGCCCCAGCUGAGCCUCGCCGAGCUCCGGCAGCACCUCCUGCGCUUCGCCACCAAGAAUGUCAUGGACAUGGUCUGGUUCCCCGAGGAGCAGCGGCUGCAGACGCCCAACAGCGUGGCCGGGCUGCCCGCCCGGCUGGGCGCAGAUGAGCGGCUGUACUGCCGCUCGGUGUGGUCGGCGCGCUCGGGACUCACCCGGCACGCCACGGCCGUGGCUCGCUGCGCCGGUGCCGAGGAGAUGCUCAGCUGCUCCAGCUUCUCCCGCAGCGGCAGGCGGCUGGGGGAGCACAUGGAGGACAAGGACGGGCAGAAGCAGUGCGUUGCCCACAACGCUUUCCGCGGCCGGGGCGUCUACGCCAUCGCCAGGUGCUGCACGUGGCCCAGGGCCGAGUGCCGGAUCAACGCCAGCUCCCCGACGGCCGAGGGGGCCGGCUGCUCCCCGCAGGACCACGUGCUGACCGGCUGCAGUUUCCACUCCCCCGCUGCGGCGCUGGGGGACGGCGGCAGACCCGUGGCGGGGCCGGGGAGCUGGCCCGGCCGCUGCGCCGGCGGGACGGAGGUGAUGGCGCACGCCUCGUGCUGCCCCGCCGCCGGCCUCGAGUGCCGGGUGAAGGAGCACGCGUCCCCGGGCUCUGCGGAGAAGGUGACGGUGUCCUGCGACGACGGCUGGACGCUGACGGGCUGUAACGCCCGUUCCCAGGGCCCCGGCACCAUGGGAGCCUACGCCGUGGACGAUACCUGCGUGGCGGCCGGCGUCCCGGGCAGCGGCGUGGCCGCGGCCAUCGCCAUUUGCUGCCGGAGCCAGCAGUAG